AUGCGACUUGUUCGGCAACGAGGUGUGUUGGCGUUGGCUUUCGUCGCAACAGUAUUCGUCUGCUGGUUGCUCUACUCGGUCAGACAGCAGCAAGCUCAAGACGUGUUCAUCCAGGGGUCCAUCAACACCCCGGUGGUCUACAACGCCCGCGUAAUGCCUUACAUUAUCGACAAUGAUGGGUACUGCGGUGUUCCUGAGUGGCUGAAACGAGGUGUCUACGUUGCUGAAAAGCCCUGCGACGACGGAGUCGUGCCUGUGCCCUACGGCGAGUCGUCCUGGUGGUCUGUGAUGGAUGCACCAAGCGGAACAGGUCACGCCGGAGUCCAAGACAAAUGGAGAACCAGCACAGUGGACAAUAACACAAGUCUGUUCAUGCAUGCUCUAUCGGAGUGCGAUAAGGGCUCCCACAUGGCUUGUCUGAUCAUGAACGUGCCCAAGGGCCCGUUUCACACCGUCAAAGACCCCCUCGCGGCUCUUACAGGCGAGACCAUCAGUCCUUACACCAACGAAGACACCAUCCAUGUCUGUGGAAAGACGUACAAGGACUGUGUGGUGGUCCCUGGUGUCAUCAUUGAGCACCUGUUCUUCGUUGACUUCAACGAAUCGUACAGCGAUGCUCAGUUCGAAACGGCUGUGAGAGAAGCAGGCUAUUUCUGGAGACAGAUGGAGUGGUAA
Molecule: messenger RNA, 675 nt
Organism: Yarrowia lipolytica CLIB122
Lineage: Eukaryota; Fungi; Ascomycota; Dipodascomycetes; Dipodascales
Source: RefSeq, a predicted model, not a curated record